Messenger RNA from Trematomus bernacchii (emerald rockcod), 1793 nucleotides. RefSeq names its product cell division cycle associated 3 (gene cdca3). The record is from RefSeq and is a predicted model, not a curated record. The transcript has 6 exons. Lineage: Eukaryota; Metazoa; Chordata; Actinopteri; Perciformes; Nototheniidae. The coding region runs from base 123 to 1559 and encodes 478 amino acids.
UUUAAAUGUUUUAAAAGCCCUGUGUUUCCUCCGCCUGCUAUCAUCUCUUCUGUGGAAUAAGUGAAAGCAACACGCCUGAUCGACUUUCUUCGUCUCUUUUAAGAUAACACUAACUAAGCAUCAUGGGAUCCAGUGAGAGCAAGAUGGUGGUUUGUGCACCAAUAAAACCAGAACCAGCGAUCAAAAACAGCCGAGUCAGUGAUCUGAUGGACCCACGCUCUCCAACAGCCCUCGAUCGUACCCCCAUCCAGGUUGCUGUGUCCAAAACCGAGUGUCCACUGGCGUUCACAGACCCCCGCUCACCGUCUAUCGACAUCAGCCGCACCCCCGCCAGAGAAGUCCUGAGCUCCACAGUUGGGUCCUUCGCCCGCCGCCUGGGCUUGCUUUUGCACAACGAGUCAGAGGGCAAAGUCCCUGAAGCGCCUCCCAAAUGCUUCAAUGACGCCGUGGAGGAGGAAGCGGAGGAGGACAGUUUUAAGGGUGAAGAGGAGCUGGCGUCCACCGUGCCCCUCCUGUCACACCAGCCCUCACACACCUACAACUCUCUGGCUGAACACGCUAACCUCCUGGUGACCCCCCUCCAGAGUAAGGGUGACCUGAGCCCCUUUGUGCUCCUGCAGAACCCCCAGGAGGUAGACGUGGAGCUGGAAACGGAGACGGACCUUAGCCUGGAGGAGGCCGAGGAAGCCAGAGAGACUCCGCUUCACAAGAGGAUGAGCAUGAGCCUGAUCACCUACCAUGAGGGGGAAACAUCCGCCCAGAUCUUCGCUGACGUGCACUGUGACGGGGCUUCAUCUCCAAGGAUGAGUGCGGACGUGGAGACCCUCGAGGACCACGUUGAUCAUACCUAUGACCUACCUACAAUGACUGUUGAACCAGAGACCCCCGUCGAGCCCUCCUUCGCCGCUGAUUCAGAGGCUUCCCCAGCACAGGAGACGGAGGAGACAGAAACCAAAGCUCAGGAGACAGAAACCAGAGCUCAGGAGACAGAGGAGACAGAAACCAAAGCUCAGGAGACAGAGGAGACAGAAACCAAAGCUCAGGAGACAGAGGAGGCAGAAACUAAAGCUCAGGACACAGAGGAGACAGAAACCAAAGCUCAGGACACAGAGGAGGCAGACAUCAAAGCUCCUGUUGAAGAAUCGUCGUCUUCCUCUCCUGCACCAGAGCCCCCGACCGUCUCCAGAUCCGGGAUCCGCUGCCCCAGCUUCGACGCCAAGAGCCCCAGUCAGGUGGUGUUCAAGCCCCAAUGGUUGGGAAAAGGAUUCGGGGCAACCGGGAUAAGAGCUCGGAGAGUUCACAGCGGGAAGGGGGGCUCCUCUCCUCUCGCUGUGCGGGUCGCCGUGAAGAACGCUAACAGCGAGAACAAGAGGCUGUCCGGGAAACUGAAGCAGAAAGGUACUGAAGGCCGCUCCCCGCUGCAGAGGCUUAAGGGAACAAACUCUCCAAGGGAACAGCAAUCUCAGAUGAAGCUGAAGGUGUCCACUCCUGAUAAGCCCAGGCUGGGAGCGAUGGACCGCAGAGCGCUGGCCGUGUCUCUGGAUAAGGAGAACCGAUGAUUCACUGCGAGACGUGGACAGAAUCCUCUUUUUAAAAUAAGCUUUUUUUAUGUGUACAGCUUUCUUAAACUUUCCCCUUGUGUAUAUUACUUUUUACUACUGCAGCUUUGUUUCCUGUUUGUCCUCUUGUAAAUGAAAAUGCAAUUAUUUCUCUUCUUACCUAAGUUUUUAAUCUUUGUAUGUUGUUUUGUGUUUAUCUAAACAUUCAUUCAAUAAACUUCCUCAUAAAAAUGA